UUCUCACUGUCACUAGUUGUCCGUAAACCGUCCUCUUCUGUCCCGCUGCCUCUCAAGAUUCCUCCUAAACACGUACAGUACCCAAAGGUCUUGUAGCUUGACUUUUUCUGUGUAGUGAGUCUGCCAUGCUCUGCACUGCUCUUACCUCCUCACUUGCGUUCUCGCGAAACGCUUCGCAUUUUCCCCUCCACUCUCGUCCUGAGUCGCUCACAACCCACAGCUUCAGUCUCAUCGAAACCAAAUCUGAGGCGCCUGAACGCCAGUCGCGACCAGCCUCAACCGAAAUCGGCGUCGUUAGACUUCACGCUACAGCCAAUCUCCGGUAUUGUUCUGUCCGUCAGUCACGCUGCGCCGAUGGAACCAAAAGCAGAAUCUCCAGCUGUGUCAGUCGCAGGAAUACGAGCAGCAGAAUCUCAAGCAGCAGUUUCAGCAACACAAUUUCAGACCUUUUUGGUGCCAACGUGCGUAGAGAACUUGGCUGCAGGGGUGUGGGAGGGGGCUCUGGGGUCAGGCUUACAGAUCUGGAAAUCAGGCGGAAGAGAAGGAGAAGCGGUCUCAGUGUACGGAUAAUAAGACCCGUCGAACCCGAUAAUAUGACGUUGACGGACAAAUUGACGGGCUCCGCCGUGAAUGCUGCCGGGUUAACAUCCGCCGGUCGUUCAACAGCUCCUAGUACGUCGACUCAGAGCACGAAAGAAUCGUCUCCUGGCGGUUUGAGACCGCGGAGACGACGAUUAUCAGCAGACGGACGCGCCAGGGGCGUCGUUGGGAGCAGUCGGGAUGGUGACAGUGGAGCCUUUGAAGCGAACUGUGGUGGCAGUAGCAGCAGCGACAGUGACAUACACCCUACCACCACAAUCAUCAGCAGCAGCAGCAGCCGAAUCACCUCCAACGAAGAGCCCAGCUCGUCUGGACACCAGCAGGCGGGGGAACAGGAGACACGAGCACACCAGAGUCCGAGGCGGUUGCGGUCAGCCAGUCGUCUCAAGCCACCUGUCCCCGCGGGCCACCAGCUGCUGGGCCGGUGGCAGGUCGCAUCGAACCCCAACAGCAGGGGCGGCCAAAACGACAUGUUUUGGGGCGCGAGUGGCACUGGUAUCGGUGCACCGAGGGUCAAUGACAGUGCGCCUGGCAGCAGAAGUGUUCAUAGCAGCAAUCAGGUCCUUGGCUCUAGCACAAGCAGCAGCACCAGCAGCAGCACCAGCAGCAGUGAUACCCGCGGCAGCACUAAUGUCAGCAGCAGAAGCCUGUUCUUAUAUCUGCCAUGGCCGGGGGGGCAGGUGAUUAUAGAGGGGGAUGAGGAGGCGGAAGCGGCUGCAGAUGCAGUAGUGGAGGCUGAGAUGGUGGAGAGGAGGAGGAGGAGGCAGCAGACGAAGCGAGUGUAUGGGCCGAGGUCGGAUGAGGAGAGGCGGAGGAUUAGUGAGGGGUUGAGAGAGGUGCAGAGGACGACAGGGCGGUUGUCAAGGAUUGCUAGAGAGAGAUUUGCGGACCCAGAGAGGAAAGCAAGACUGCGAGCUGCCAUGCUGAAGGGCUACUAUGAGAGAGACGCCCCAUCCAAGAUAUCAGCACAGAAAGGAUACUACGAGAAGGAUGCCCCUUCCAAGAUAUCAGCUCAGGUCAAGGAGCACUAUGCCAACCCUGUAAAUAGAGAAAUCAUCAGCCAAGCGUUAACAGGGAUGGCGUUUCAUUGUCGGGCUUGCGGGCAGGCGGGGCAUCGAAAAAACUUCUGCCCGUCUUUGGGUUUUGUAAAGCAGGUCCGCACAAAGAAGGGUUUGAGAAGGCUUGUGCAGUGCUCAAAGUGCGGGGAGCUUGGUCACAAUCGUCGGUCUUGCAAGACUGUGACUGAAGAUUCUCCUGAGAAGAGCCAAGAUGUUGACUCAAUGGCGGGGUUCGGGAAGGAUGACAAAGCAGGGAAUGUGCUGCACAGGCAAAUUCGGUGCUCGGAGUGUGGCAAGGUUGGCCACAACCGAAAAUCUUGCAAAAUUCUGAGUGCCUGGUUAGAAAGAAAUGCAACGGAUUGAACCACUCCUUGGCCAGUAAUGGCAAAUCCGGCGCACUUGUUUGUACCCCUCUAGAACCUUCUGAUUGCACCAUGUUCUGAGUACGUGUAUUUUAAGGCAUGCGGUUGACGGGGAGUGUAACUUUUCGCGUACG
Closterium sp. NIES-67 is the source of this 2154-nucleotide messenger RNA. The record is from the annotation of a GenBank genome assembly. Lineage: Eukaryota; Viridiplantae; Streptophyta; Zygnematophyceae; Desmidiales; Closteriaceae.